Messenger RNA from Lycium barbarum (goji berry), 2435 nucleotides. Its product is annotated as proline-rich receptor-like protein kinase PERK1. The record is from RefSeq and is a predicted model, not a curated record. Gene Ontology annotation, biological process: protein phosphorylation. Lineage: Eukaryota; Viridiplantae; Streptophyta; Magnoliopsida; Solanales; Solanaceae. Gene Ontology annotation, molecular function: ATP binding; protein kinase activity.
AAUAAUUAAAACAUAUUCUUCUUCCUCUUCCUCUUCCUCCUCCUCCUCCCCCUCCUCCUCUGUUCGACUACUAUACUCUACUCUCUCUUUAAGGAGUAAAAUCUUUGAGAGAUAAAAAAGCAAAAGCUUAUCACAAACUUUUCCAAAUAGUUUCAAUUUUUUCGUUUUAUUAUAUCACAGUGUAAUUGCAUUGAUUUGUUUAUAUAGUAUAAAGUAGUGGUCGGAAAUGUCUACUCCGACGCCGGGAAGUGCUCCAGCUCCCACAUCUCCUCCGGCGCCGCCUACUAACUCUACUUCUCCACCUCCAACUCCACAAGCUCCUCCUCCAGCUACCCCUACGCCACCGGUCACCACUCCGCCACCCACUGCCGCCACUUCUCCUCCACCACCAUCCACUCCUGCUCCUUCCUCCUCCACUCCAACAACACCUGCUCCAUCUGGGUCUCCUCCUUCGCCACCUUCCACCACUCCUUCUCCUCCGUCUGGUGCUUCGCCUUCACCCCCGGCAAGAGGGAACUCUCCGCCGGCUCCUUCUGGGUCAGGGAGAUCUCCGGAAACUCCUAGAGGAGGAGGAGGAGGAGGAGGAGGGGGGUCAUCGUUAGAUGAAGGGUCAUCCGGAGUAUCGACAGGACUGGUGGUGGGAAUAGCAAUUGGAGGAGUUGUCAUUCUGGCAAUGUUGAGUUUGUUCUUCAUAUGUUGCAGGAGGAAGAAGAGGAGAAAUCACGGACCAGUUGAUUAUUAUCCUCCUCCACCACCACCACUGGGGUAUAAAGCUGAUCCUUAUGGUGACCAUUGGCAACAUAAUGCACCACCACCUUCGGAUCACGUUGUCUCGUUUCCACCAAAACCAUCUCCGCCACCAGCAGGGGCUUCACGGCCUCCACACUCUCCAGUACACGCGCCUCCUCCUCCACCUCCACCUUACAUGAGCAGCAGUGGAGCUUCAUCUAAUUAUUCGGGGUUUGAAAAUCCACUUCCACCACCUUCUCCUGGAAUGGUCUUAGGAUUCUCAAAGAGCACAUUCACAUAUGAGGAAUUGGUGUGGGCAACUGAUGGCUUCUCAAAUGCUAACCUUCUUGGACAAGGUGGUUUUGGCUAUGUGCAUAGAGGGGUCCUUCCUAAUGGCAAAGAGGUUGCGGUCAAACAGUUAAAGGCUGGAAGUGGACAGGGUGAGCGUGAAUUCCAAGCAGAGGUUGAGAUCAUUAGCCGAGUACAUCACAAACAUCUUGUUUCUCUUGUUGGGUACUGCAUAACUGGGUCUCAGAGACUGCUUGUCUAUGAGUUUGUCCCAAAUAACACCUUGGAAUUCCACUUACAUGAAAAGGGAAGGCCACCAUUGGAUUGGCCCAUUCGACUGAAGAUCGCUCUAGGGUCUGCUAAAGGACUGGCGUAUCUGCAUGAAGAUUGUCAACCAAAAAUCAUUCAUCGUGAUAUCAAGGCAGCAAACAUACUUCUUGACUUUAACUUUGAGGCUAAGGUUGCCGAUUUUGGACUUGCGAAGUUAACAUCUGAUGUUAAUACUCAUGUCUCUACUAGAGUGAUGGGAACUUUUGGGUACUUGGCUCCAGAAUAUGCAGCUUCUGGAAAACUUACAGAAAAGUCUGAUGUAUUCUCCUAUGGAGUAAUGCUCCUAGAGUUGAUCACUGGACGCCGGCCUGUUGACUCUAGUCAAACAUACAUCGAUGAUAGUUUAGUUGACUGGGCAAGGCCUCAGCUUACACGAGCUCUUGAAGAUGAGAAGUUUGAUUCCCUUAUUGAUCAACGUUUAGGAAAUGAUUAUAACCAUAAUGAGGUAGCUCGGAUGGUUGCUUGUGCUGCUGCUUGUGUGCGUCAUUCAGCAAGGCGUCGGCCACGCAUGAGUCAGGUAGUCAGAGCUCUGGAAGGAGAUGUGUCUCUGUCAGAUCUUAAUGAAGGGAUUCGACCUGGACACAGCACAGCAUAUAGUUCAUAUGGAAGUUCAGAUUAUGAUGCUUCUCAGUACAGUGAAGACAUGAAACAGUUCAGGAAGAUGGCAUUAGCAAGCCAGGAAUAUGUUAGCACUGACCAGUAUAGUAAUCCAACAAGUGAGUAUGGUUUGUAUCCGUCUGGAUCAAGCAGCGAAGGCCAACAGACGAGGGAAAUGGAAAUGGGUAGGACGAAAAAAGAAAGUAGAGGCUUCAGUGGAAGUAAAGGAUUUAGUGGAAGCUCUUGACGCAAGAUACGGAUUUCUGUAUAAUCUCUUCAGGCUGAUUUUUUUCUUUAGCCGGAUAAAUGCUUCUGCAGUUGCAAAAAUGGCUUGAUAUAUUUUUUACUAGGUCAACGUACAGAUUAUUUCCUUUUUUUUUUUUUUGAGUCAUCUUCCCCAUUGUAUCUAUAAUGGCUUUAUACAAGAGAGAUGAGUUAUGCUGUUGAUUCUUUAAUUCAAUGUUUCAGCAAUACUAAUGUUUGGUUGUUCA